CCGGUCGACGCAAAGCGCAACAAACAUUAGCAGGCCACGAUCAGCAGUUUAUUCAAGGCCGACAUCCUUAAGGGCGCUAAAUGCUGCUAACAUAUGCUUUACCAUUGAACAUUCACAGGUGGUGAGACAUGAUUAUCGCCACAAAUUCUACGCAGCCCAGACAAUACUCAAAUACAUCUAUUCACUUACCCCGUCUUAUUGUUUUUCGAAAGACUUCAUCCAUUGUACGCUAUAUAUAAGGUGCUUUCGCGUCUGUAUACGAUAAUCCUCUAUGGCAACCCCGGUUGUCCGGACCGCCUUGAUCCGGAUCCGCUGCAUCGUCGACCAACUUUUACCUUUUACUUUUCCGGAUACUCCUGUCGCACAGGAUAUAUUACAUACAGUCAUUCUUUGUUCCCUCUUAUAUUUCGCGCCCUCGCUUUUUGAGCGAUGGCGUGGCUGGGCAUCACGGAGAGGACAGAACUUUUCCGGGGAGCAUAGGGGAAAUGGGGGUACUGGUUAUUCAUGGAUAAUUCAUCAUAUGGGCUCUAGAACCGCGAACGCAGAUGUAAAUUUUGGGGAUGUGGUCGAAGCUGAAGGCGAAUUCCGCCCGACGCCAGAAGCCUCCGACGAGGACUACAACGUCCUUGAUGAAGUUGAGCCUGAAGAAACUGGAGGGAUUGCAAAUCAAAUUCAGCUCGAAGGGGACAAUGCAGCAGCUCCAAUGGCAAAUGGCGCGGGAAGAUUUGAGCCCGAAGCAUUCGACACAGACGCGGACACAGGCGCCAGACUACCAACACAGCACCAACCUCACGUAGCUGCGGGCGAUUCGGCAAGUCAAUCUCGCAGCCGAGAGGUUGGCAAAAAGAAAGCUGCAUCACUCGCCCGUCGCGAUCAGCGGCGUGCGUAUUAUGAAUUUCUCCGUUCUCAGGGUGACGCACAGCGCGCACGGGAUCGCGCGGCUGAAGCUGUCCUAAGCACGGAACAAAUUGAAGUAAAGCAACGUCGACUCCGCCAGGAGCAGCAGCUCCGUGAAAGGCGUCAAGCGGAAUGGACAAGCAAGCGGGAACGCGAGCGCCAAAUCAGAGAGGAGCAACUUCUACAAAGACAGAACAUUGUAUCAAAGGUGCGAAAGGAUCUACAGAAUCAAGGGUGGUCUGAUAUCAGAGCUAUCUCCGAAAACCUCAACCAUACUAGUCGUCCUAAGCUAGAGUUGGAUGCUCUGGGACUUCGUCUUGAUUCACUUGUCAAAUCUCCCAGUAGAGUCAACGAAAACGACAGCCGCCAAUCAGGACAUGUUACGCCAGAGUGGGUAGUUCGACUAGUUCGUGCGGAUGGUCUCGUCAUUAACGAAGUCAGCGGAGGCAGUAUUAAUCUUCUCACUCACGCCGGGUUCCUCGUUCAUAUAGAUGAAAAGGAUAUGAGGGUAGUGUAUCAAAUGGCUCUAGAAUUCCGCGCAAAGGACGUGGGAGAAAGCGUGGGGAAAGCAAAUGGUAUUACGAGCAGCUACAGUGUUGAUGACAGGGUCGGACCUAUAGGCUGGAUUGAUAUUGGCCGAUUCUUGGAGAAAACCCUACGAGAAAACUUCCGACAGAAUGGGGGGAAAUGCCAGUGACAGCCAAAGAGUAUAACAUACGCAACCCAUGUGUUUUUCGAUGAAAAUAAACAACACUUCACACAGGUACAUCACAAAUUGGUUCCCGAACAAGUAAUCAAAACAUAACUUAGAUAGAAUAAAUGAUACAGUCAUGAUUUGAAAUAUUAAUAAUUAUUGAGUGCUGAGCAAUUCACAUAUCAUUAUAAACAGUAUUUAAAGGUAUUUGUCCCAAAUCGCAAAUUAUUCAUUAACCUUCCAUAGACUCCAAGCUCUUAAUCUUGCUAAUUCUUUUGUACCUUGCUACCUCCAACACCAAGCGCCUCUUGUUUGCCCUUCAAGUACGCAAUCUCCGUUUUUUUUUCAUUUUCCUAGACCUGCUCAUGUCCUCCAUC
Messenger RNA from Xylona heveae TC161, 1968 nucleotides. RefSeq lists its product as hypothetical. Bases 272 to 1594 code for a protein of 440 amino acids. The record is from RefSeq and is a predicted model, not a curated record. NCBI's taxonomy places the organism in Eukaryota, Fungi, Ascomycota, Xylonomycetes, Xylonales, Xylonaceae. The transcript has a single exon.